AUGCAGGCCAAAACGGCUACAACCACUCGCGCCCGCAGCGCCGCGGGUGCCGGGCGUGCCCUCCGUGUCUGCGCCGCACGCGUGGUGACGGUACGCGCCGCGGCUGCCGCGCCCACCGGGGAGGCGCUGCGUGCGGCGGCGACUGCCAAGGCCCAGGCCGCCGUUGACGCCUAUGCGCGCGAGUCAGCGACAUGGACUGAGGUGACGUUCUCUCUGCGCCGCCGCGCCGACCUGGGUGACGCCUGGAAGCUGGUUGGCCCCGCCGCCGAGCUCGGCCGCUGGAUCCCUGACGUCGCGCGCCACAUGGCCUGGGCCGAGGGCGACCAGUGGAGCGUCGCGGUCAGGCUGCCGCCUGGGGAGCACGCGUUCAAGGCCGCGCUGCGCGCAGCAGACGGCACAACCACCUGGGAGGCCGGCCCAGACCGCGCCGUCGUCGUGCCCGCGGGCGGCGGCGCGCUGUCUGUGUCACUGGACGUGCGCAUGCCGUGGGAAGCGGCAACCGCCCCGGCCACGGAGCCUGCCACAGAGCCGGCAGCUGCGCCUACGACGCCCGCCGGCCAAGCCUACGAAUCGCAGACCAGCAGCGGCGACACCGGCCGCAUCGUCAUCGACAUGUACGCGUGA
Messenger RNA from Monoraphidium neglectum, 624 nucleotides. RefSeq lists its product as hypothetical. The coding region runs from base 1 to 624 and encodes 207 amino acids. The transcript has 4 exons. The record is from RefSeq and is a predicted model, not a curated record. NCBI's taxonomy places the organism in Eukaryota, Viridiplantae, Chlorophyta, Chlorophyceae, Sphaeropleales, Selenastraceae. Gene Ontology annotation, molecular function: starch binding.